Rhododendron vialii is the source of this 3007-nucleotide messenger RNA. RefSeq names its product protein MLN51 homolog. The coding region runs from base 298 to 2301 and encodes 667 amino acids. Gene Ontology annotation, molecular function: mRNA binding. The record is from RefSeq and is a predicted model, not a curated record. Lineage: Eukaryota; Viridiplantae; Streptophyta; Magnoliopsida; Ericales; Ericaceae. Gene Ontology annotation, cellular component: exon-exon junction complex. Gene Ontology annotation, biological process: mRNA processing. The transcript is spliced from 11 exons.
AAUCGUACCAAAUGCUGGGCUGGACUGCUCCAGUUCUUUUCCCAAACUAGAGAGAGAGACUCGAGUCAAUCCAAUCCCUUGCAAAAAUUCGACGCACCAAAUCACCAAAAAGAAAAAAAAAUCAAAAAAAAAGUCUAGGGUUUAGAUUUUCCCCCACCCUGCCGUAGCCUUACGCAGAUCACAGGCAAUCCAAAUUGACACCUCGUUCUCUGCGAAAUUCGUCGCGUAUUAGUUGAGAAAGAUUCGAUUUUUCGUUUGUUGUUCGGAAAAUUUGAGGUCAGAGUUAGGGUUUUUGAGAUGGCGGGUUCGGGGCAGGAAGAUGUGGAAUACGAGAGUGAUCCGGAGGAGGCGAAGCGGUCGUUAACGAUGCGGAGGAGAGAGGCGAGCGAUGACGAGGAGGAGAGAGAAGAAGGAGAAGGGGAUGAGAGAGAGGGGAAGGUUGAAUCGAGGGCUGUGAUCGAGUCGGACGUCGAAUCGGACGGUCAGGGCGCGCCGGCCGAGUACGAUGACGAAGAAGAAGAAGAAGAAGAAGAAGAGUUGGAGGUAGAGGGAGAAGAGUUGGAGGGUUAUGAAGAAGAGGAGGAGGUAGUAGCGGUGGUUGAAGAUUACGAAGUGAGACGAGGCGAAAAUAGAGGUGAAGUGGGGAAGGAAUUGGAGGAGGAGAGAGGGGGGGAGAUUGAGGGAGUGAAUCAGGUUGGGGAGGAAGAGGAGGAGGAGGGAGAGAAGAAAGAGAACGAGCCGUUUGCGGUGCCGACAGCGGGUGCUUUCUACAUGCACGACGACAGGUUCCGAGGCAAUGUCGGUGGGCGAAACAGGCGGACAUUUGUUGGAAAGAAGUUAUGGGAGUCAAAGGACGAGAGAAAAUGGGGGCAUGACAAGUUUGAGGAGAUAACUGUCCAGGAACGGCACUAUGAAGAGGGUACAAGGAACUCUAGAGGUCGUUAUCGAGCACGUGAGAAAAAUCGAGGUGCAGAUCGUGGAUAUCCUGGUGGAGGAAACAAGUCGAAAACAUACAACAAUAACAACCAGAACCAGGGACCAAAGAGUGUGAGAGGCAGAGGCCCUAGAAGGUAUGAGCCUUCUAGAAAGAACUACGGUGGAGUACCUCCAAUGCAACAUAAACCUAGAUCUGGGAGGCCAAUUGAGAAAACAUUGCACAAUUCUUCUGGGAGAGCAUCUAUGGCCUCAUCAAAUUCGGAAUCUGACCCAGCUCCUUCUAGGAAGCAACUGUUUGCUUCAAGCUUGAAUUCUGCUUCCCCUCCAUUUUAUCCUUCUAGCUCUUCCAACAAAGAACCCAGCUUGACUCAGAAAAGGGAUGAAAAAGCUACGAGUCGGAACCUUCCAAAUACCAAUACAAUGGUGCGAGGAAAGAGUGUAGUUGGUUCCAUUGGUAUGGAAAAGCUUAGUAUUAAUGACUCUGCUUCUGCGAUUGGUGGAAAGCCUUCAACGAGCUCACAGUUGCCGUUUUCUGGAGCUUCUUUAGUGAAUACUACUCAACCUCUUCAGUCAAGGGCUCAGGGGAGAGGGGUAGCACCUCAUAUUCAAGUCAAUAGAGCUUCUCCGCCAACCCAACUCCACAAUGUGCAGCGAAAUCCAGUUCAAACACGAGUUCAACCUUCUUUGCAAGCUUCUGUUCAGCAGUUAGGACAGUCUCCUGUUAGUGGAUCUCAGACUUCUUCUCCGCCAAAAGCGGCUUUGUCAAUAAAGUCUUUCCAAUCUGCAGAAAUGGGAUCUCCUUCAGAAUCAGGUAAAUCCAAGACUACAUUGGUUGGAAAAGGAAGAGGAAGCAUUCAAGGCAGCGGAAGGGGUUCUUUUCCAUAUGGUGCUCAGGUCAUGGGAGCCUCUGGUAAUAUGGGCGGUGGUCAUGGUGAUCCGAACUUCACGUUCUUACCAGUAAUGCAGUUUGGUGGCCAGCAUCCUGGUGGUAUGGGACUUCCGGCUGUUGGCAUGGCCUUCCCUGGUUAUGUUGGUCAACCUCAACUUGGAAUGGGAAACUCUGAGAUGACUUGGCUACCAGUUUUGGCUGGUGCUGCGGGUGCUUUGGGGGCAGCAUACGGUUCACCUUAUCUUGCUGUUGAUGGUGCUUAUCACUCCCGCCCGUCGGGACAGACAUCUUCUUCGGGAGCUUCCAGCAUAGAAACCAAUGCAAAUAAGCCCAACAAUGAGUGGAAGGCUUCACAGAGAUCUGAAGCAGCGAGUGAUGAGUUUGGUCAACGGCAAAAAAAUACCCGAAGGCAAGUUGAAUGCCACAAUCUAUCCUCAGUGCAGAAAAUAUCAUUUCCUGCUGUCAUCUCUGUUUAGAUUCCAUUCCUACCUUAUGCUGUAAUUGUCUCUUGGCCUUUUAUUUUAAACGUUUGUUUGUUUGUUUUUUUUUUGUUUCUGUGCAGAUAUACGGAGAUGAAUUUUGGCCAGUGAAGUACAUUUAUCAAACAUAUUUGGAUAAGCUGAUACAGGCCUCCUUACAGGCCCGUUGUGAUAUCCAGCAUUGUUCUGGAGCACUCUGGGCCGCAGUAUAAUCCAUGAUAAUUAAGGUAUGUAUGACAAAUGCCUGGCUCAUGCUGUGGUCAUUUAAAGGAACUCACCGCAGCCUGUGACGGGCAGCAGUUCUUUGUGCAAAUGUGCGGUUUUCCCAGUGGCUUUGUUUUCCUUGUGAGAGUUGUUGGAAGGCUUCUUCCAGGAUUAGACAUUAACAUAUAAUUUGAAGACAAGAGUAUUGUGCAGCUGCUAUUUGUUUAUUUAUUAGUGAAGUUCUAACUUCUGUGGUUAGGGUUGGAAUCUCAUUGGUUUUUAUUUUAUGUAUGGUGUCAUUGGUGUCCUAAAAGUUUCUUGGUCAAUGUCUUGGUUUGAGGGUAACAAAGUAUAGGGAUUCUUAUUAAAAUUUGACAGUUUUAAGGUUUUAGAAAGACUUUGUGCUGAUGGUUGUUCCUUGGGUUUUGUAAACUGUCCUGGUGAUUUUUUUAACUGGUGCUUUCUAGGUAUUGGAAUGCUGGAUUGCAAGUUCUUGAAA